AUGACCACACAACAACAACAUAAUCCGAAUCGAUUUUUAUCUGCCAAUAAAUGGUCACGAUUUUGUCAUAGUUGGAUAACAGAAUUAAUUCAUCUCUGUCAUAAACAAGGAACGCUUUAUUUAAAUGAUCUUUAUGGUAUACUUCCUCAACAUGAGUCAAAAAAACUCAUUGAAAAAUUAGAAGAUUAUUGGCUCAAUGGAAUCAAACGACAUCCGAACAGAGCAAGUCUUCUUCGUGCGACAAUUCAUACGAUGUUCGGACGAUGUCGAAAAUUAUUUUGUAAAGUCUGUAGAAUAGCUUCGAGAAUCAAAUUUUUUUCAUGA
Molecule: messenger RNA, 324 nt
Organism: Rotaria socialis
Lineage: Eukaryota; Metazoa; Rotifera; Eurotatoria; Philodinida; Philodinidae
Source: the annotation of a GenBank genome assembly